Molecule: messenger RNA, 3072 nt
Organism: Frankliniella occidentalis (western flower thrips)
Lineage: Eukaryota; Metazoa; Arthropoda; Insecta; Thysanoptera; Thripidae
Gene: udt
Exons: 9
Coding region: 106-1956 (616 amino acids)
Source: RefSeq, a predicted model, not a curated record
AACAUAAUAUUGCAUUUAUUUUUGUUGUGGGUGUGGGUAAGGAAUGGCAACUUGGGGUGUUGCCCUUUGAAUUUGUGACUGGUUGUGAUAUUGUCGACAACAAAAAUGAGGGAACGAAGACUCAUACGAUUUGCAGUUAUUGCUGUACUUUUUACUUUUCUGACUAUUGAAUCAACUGAAGGUGGAUGCAGCAUUCCUCUCAUCAUUAGAGGAUCCUGGUUUUCUUGGGAAAACCAACCUGUCCUCACAGAAAUUAAUGCAGACUCUAUGACUCACAAGGGUCAUUGCCUCGACUUUCAUGAGGAUUACCAUGUCAACUAUACUUUUCUUUUCCAAAAAGACUCCUGUUUUCACUGUGUCAAGUUGAUUGUGAGGACAGUGAAUGUGAUGGAUAAGAUGGAAACAGGUUGUGUGAAUCUGCCGCCCGAUACAAUUCCAACAUUGCAAAGAGUUUGCAGCAGACUUAAUGAAGAACAGCAGCUCAUAACUCUUUUCUCAGAGAACCCAAUACCUGUGAAUUGCCGAUCAAGUUUAGAGGGGGUUUGGCAGUUUGCAUACCAGAAUCGUUUUAGGUUCACUGGUGAAUGUAACAAUCCUGGAGCUCAAAUUCGGUCUUGUCAAACUGCAGGUACACAGUUUUUAAUCACGAAUCAGAAGUUCAAUAUAACAUACAAAAGUUGUCCUGGAAUGACUGGUACUUUUGAUGGAGUUGUGGAGUACAGUUGUUUGGGGGAUUGGUUUGUGGACAAGAAUCACUUUUUUGCUGUUGUCAACACUAAGGAAUCACGAAAGGAUGAAAAAUACCGAUGCUUUUUGAAGAACAGAGAUGAUGAUUUAUACAUUGGUGUUUCCAUAACUGCAGAGUGUAACACUUUAAAGACAGUUGAAAAGAGUCCAGAGAGAAUGAGGAUCACCCCAGUGAAAGCAGAAGUUGUGGAACCUGGGUGUAGGUUACCCCAAAACUUUUCUGGGGAUUGGAUUAACACAGCUAACAUUGAUGCGGAUGUUUUUAUUAAUGACACCCAUAUAAUUGAAACGUAUCAUCCUGAUGAAGGCCGUUAUAGGCGCAGUGUUUAUGUUUGUCGUGAAACAAGAGAUUCUCGUUACAUGAUGGCUCGACUUACAGUUGACGGCUGUCAAAAAGAUUAUAUUUGCUUUGAUUUUGUACCUCAGCAUCAUAAUGUAAUUCGGUACAGAAAAGGAAUUGCUGUGAUAAAAGAUGAUUUUCAUACUGUAUGCUCAUGGGUACAAUUCAAGAACAAUGUAGCUUGGAAAUACGAUUUAUUCUUGGCCAAAAACCCUCAUCCUGUACGUUGCCCGGUUGCGGGAAAGUUUAAUUUCACUCAACGAGGUGAUCAACCAUUUGAAACUCGUAUUCUCGGUGGAGUAACUUUAUCCCCUCGACCGAAUCUAUACUGCAAACAGAACAUCUCUGAUUUGUCAGUGUGUGAUACUGAUCAAAAAGAAAUGCUGAUUGAUGAGACAUAUUGCCUUUCUGUUGACCAUCGAGGACAGCCAAAGGAUAUUUACAGUGACCCUGAUUACAAAAUGAAGUGUAUUGCGUAUUGGAAAGAAAAUCUGAAAUCAUAUUUGAUUACAUAUGAUGAACUUGAUCCCUUCAGCAAAUAUAGAUGUUGGGUUUAUCAACGUGCUGAUCUGAACCGUAUACUUAUGUCCCAAGCAAUUGGUGCGUUCUGUGAUCUGAAGCAAGAUGUCACUAGCUGGAACUAUACGGAAGGUGCCACUGUUGCUUUAGACAUGGUGGAGUAUGAAAGAGAACGCGAUCAGUGCCCCAUGUACUUUGAUGAUGGUGAAAAUCCAUGGCACAAGAAUGAAGCCAAUGUGCAGGUAUUCCACUUUGGAUCUGGGUACUUAAAGUCAGAUGCUGUUUCAAUAUAUUUCAGUAUUUUAGUAUUAACAGUAUCUCUAUGCUUAAGCUGUUUAUCUUUUUUGUAAAGCCAUAGUAAAUUCUUAAGACUUUCAUGAAAUGAUUCAUUCUUUCUGUUUUAUUGUAUCUGACGAUCUUUCACAUGUCAUGUAUAAGUUAAUUUUAUAGUAUUUUAUUGCACUGCUACUUACUGAAAUUUGAACCUGUGUACCUACAAAUUAUUCUGGAACUACUUGAAUGAUCCAGUCUCAGAUUGUUGUCAAUUAGUAGCUGUAAGCAUCCUGUGCCUUAAAAGGAGUUGCCGCAAUGUGGGUCUUGUGUCCUGUGUCCAUGAUGUGUCUUUUUGCACUUUCUGAUAAUAUUUUUAAGUCAAUUAUGUUACAGCUGAAACUUUUAAUCAUCCUGUUCUAUCAUUCAGUAGAAUUAGAGUCAGGAAGGUGAAUCAUUGUGUAUGAAAAACAUAAUAUGUAACAUGUAUUGAGGUGUUUUGUUGAUCUCAUAAUUAUGAGAUUGGGAAAGAUUGCCAGGCAUGUUGUUUACCUUUGUUUCCGUCCAAAGUUACACAGUUCAUUCCACUGGAACAUUAACUUUUAAUUAAUGAGCAAGUUUUUGAAUCAAUUUUUAUUGGGUAUGAAACUAUUAGACAAUGAGUGCCUUACCAUAGAUCUAUCAACAUAUUUUUAAAAGCAUUUUUGAUAUUAUUUUGUAAAUUAGUGUUAUUUUUUUAUUAGACUAUGAUGAGUGAAAAGCUUUUCAUGUUUUUUUCCUCUCAUUUAAGUCUGAGAUUUUAAAAAUCUUGUACAAGUUUUUCUACAACUUUUGACUCAGAUCUACGUACAUAUUUUUAAAAGCAUAGUUGAUAUUAUUUUGCAAAUUAGUGUUAUUUUUCUUAUCAGCCAAUAUGAGUCAACUAGAACUCUGAAACCUGAGUAUUUCAUGGAACUGAUUUGUUUCCAUUUAAGUCUGAGAUUUUCUUACAUCUUGAUCAAUGUUUAUUCUACAACAUUUGACUCUGUCUUAUCCAUUAUUGGAAGUAAGUGUAAAACUCCUGGGUACUUGUUAUCCUCUUGUUAUAAUGUGGUAUGAUAAGGCUGAAAGCAAUGCUUAACACUUUAGUUUUACAUUCCACUGUAUUAAUCAACCAAUCCGUCCAUGCAGAAUUAAACAUGUAUUUCCUCUCGUAA